This is a messenger RNA of Symphalangus syndactylus (siamang), 4225 nucleotides long. It is a transcript of the gene ERCC2, whose product is annotated as ERCC excision repair 2, TFIIH core complex helicase subunit. Gene Ontology annotation, molecular function: ATP binding; damaged DNA binding; hydrolase activity, acting on acid anhydrides, in phosphorus-containing anhydrides. NCBI's taxonomy places the organism in Eukaryota, Metazoa, Chordata, Mammalia, Primates, Hylobatidae. Gene Ontology annotation, cellular component: nucleus. The record is from RefSeq and is a predicted model, not a curated record. Gene Ontology annotation, biological process: nucleotide-excision repair; positive regulation of mitotic recombination; transcription by RNA polymerase II.
CCGGGCUCUCGCUGGAUAUUCAUGAGGGAGGCGGGUCGACGCCGCUGCACAGUCUGGCCGGCGCCAUGAAGCUCAACGUGGACGGGCUCCUGGUCUACUUCCCGUACGACUACAUCUACCCCGAGCAGUUCUCCUACAUGCGGGAGCUCAAACGCACGCUGGACGCCAAGGGUCAUGGAGUCCUGGAGAUGCCCUCAGGCACUGGGAAGACAGUGUCCCUGUUGGCCCUGAUCAUGGCAUACCAGCGGGCAUAUCCGCUGGAGGUGACCAAACUCAUCUACUGCUCAAGAACUGUGCCGGAGAUUGAGAAGGUGAUCGAAGAGCUUCGAAAGUUGCUCAACUUCUAUGAGAAGCAGGAGGGCGAGAAGCUGCCAUUUCUGGGGCUGGCUCUGAGCUCCCGCAAAAACUUGUGUAUUCACCCUGAGGUGACACCCCUGCGCUUUGGGAAAGACGUCGACGGGAAAUGCCACAGCCUCACAGCCUCCUAUGUGCGGGCGCAGUACCAGCAUGACACCAGCCUGCCCCACUGCCGCUUCUAUGAGGAAUUUGAUGCCCAUGGGCGCGAGGUGCCCCUCCCCGCUGGCAUCUACAACCUGGAUGACCUGAAGGCCCUGGGGCGGCACCAGGGCUGGUGCCCAUACUUCCUUGCUCGAUACUCAGUGAGGAGGCUGAUCCUGCAUGCCAAUGUGGUGGUUUAUAGCUACCACUACCUCCUGGACCCCAAGAUUGCAGACCUGGUGUCCAAGGAACUGGCCCGCAAGGCCGUCGUGGUCUUCGACGAGGCCCACAACAUUGACAACGUCUGCAUCGACUCCAUGAGCGUCAACCUCACCCGCCGGACCCUUGACCGGUGCCAGGGCAACCUGGAGACCCUGCAGAAGACGGUGCUCAGGAUCAAAGAGACAGACGAGCAGCGCCUGCGGGAUGAGUACCGGCGUCUGGUGGAGGGGCUGCGGGAGGCCAGCGCCGCCCGGGAGACCGACGCCCACCUGGCCAACCCUGUGCUGCCCGACGAAGUGCUGCAGGAGGCGGUGCCUGGCUCCAUCCGCACGGCCGAGCAUUUCCUGGGCUUCCUGCGGCGGCUGCUGGAGUAUGUGAAGUGGCGGCUGCGUGUGCAGCAUGUGGUGCAGGAGAGCCCGCCUGCCUUCCUGAGCGGCCUGGCCCAGCGCGUGUGCAUCCAGCGCAAGCCCCUCAGAUUCUGUGCUGAACGCCUCCGGUCCCUGCUGCACACUCUGGAGAUCACCGACCUUGCUGACUUCUCCCCGCUCACCCUCCUUGCUAACUUUGCCACCCUUGUCAGCACCUACGCCAAAGGCUUCACCAUCAUCAUUGAGCCCUUUGAUGACAGAACCCCGACCAUUGCCAACCCCAUCCUGCACUUCAGCUGCAUGGACGCCUCGCUGGCCAUCAAACCCGUAUUCGAGCGUUUCCAGUCUGUCAUCAUCACGUCUGGGACACUGUCCCCACUGGACAUCUACCCCAAGAUCCUGGACUUCCACCCUGUCACCAUGGCAACCUUCACCAUGACGCUGGCACGGGUCUGCCUCUGCCCUAUGAUCAUCGGCCGUGGCAAUGACCAGGUGGCCAUCAGCUCCAAAUUUGAGACCCGGGAGGAUAUUGCUGUGAUCCGGAACUAUGGGAACCUCCUGCUGGAGAUGUCUGCUGUGGUCCCCGAUGGCAUCGUGGCCUUCUUCACCAGCUACCAGUACAUGGAGAGCACCGUGGCCUCCUGGUAUGAGCAGGGGAUCCUUGAGAACAUCCAGAGGAACAAGCUGCUCUUUAUUGAGACCCAGGAUGGUGCGGAAACCAGUGUCGCCCUGGAGAAGUACCAGGAGGCCUGCGAGAACGGCCGCGGGGCCAUCCUGCUGUCAGUGGCCCGGGGCAAAGUGUCCGAGGGAAUCGACUUUGUGCACCACUACGGGCGGGCCGUCAUCAUGUUUGGCGUCCCCUACAUCUACACACAGAGCCGCAUUCUCAAGGCGCGGCUGGAAUACCUGCGGGACCAGUUCCAGAUUCGUGAGAAUGACUUUCUUACCUUCGAUGCCAUGCGCCACGCGGCCCAGUGUGUGGGUCGGGCCAUCAGGGGCAAGACGGACUAUGGCCUCAUGGUCUUUGCCGACAAGCGGUUUGCCCGCGGGGACAAGCGGGGGAAGCUGCCCCGCUGGAUCCAGGAGCACCUCACAGAUGCCAACCUCAACCUGACUGUGGAUGAGGGUGUCCAGGUGGCCAAGUACUUCCUGCGGCAGAUGGCACAGCCCUUCCACCGGGGAUGGCCCGCUCUGGAUUAUACUGACAUCUCCAAAUUCAAACAUCCUGUCCCUACUGGCUGUCAGGAGGAUCAGCUGGGCCUGUCCCUGCUCAGCCUGGAGCAGCUAGAAUCAGAGGAGACGCUGCAGAGGAUAGAGCAGAUUGCUCAGCAGCUCUGAGCGGGGCAGGUGGGGCCAUAAACGGUUCCUGGUGACUCCUGAUUCUUGCCUGGCCCUGGGUCCCAGCAGCUCUGAGGCCGCAGCGGGGGUGGUGCUGGAAGGUCUUACGAACUCAGGUAACAUUUCUCACUGUCACAUCCACAGCCUUUAAUCGCAGGAGAAGGCAGCUAUCCACCAAGUACCCAGAGGCAGCGGGGGGAUCCAGGAGAUCCCUCCCACACUGUUCCCAAGAAGCUGCAGCCAAUGCAGUUCACUGGACGUUAGUGGGGGCUCAGGUCCUGGGUACUGGCACUGAGGGUCCGAGGGGCCUUGUCCAGGUGCCAGCUGGGAAACUAGAGACAGGCACAGGGGAUGGUUGGAGGGGAGGUGAGGGGCAGGUGCUACUACAUCCACCUUCCAGCUCCAGGUCCAGCCUGGCAGCCAACUGUCCACCCCCCAUCGCCUCUACCCCAAGUAAAACCCAUCUUUGCUCCUGUCCUGGGUCUCUUCUGACACCAACCCACCACCUGCUGACUCCGACGCUGGCCCGACCUCCCUGCCUUUGCCUUAUCUCUGCGCCUACCCACAUGGCCCCCUCCAUUUUUGACCCAGAUGUCCCCCUCACCUGAGUCCCAGGAGCCCUUGGGGCAUCCACAUUCAGUGUGUUGAGUGACAUGGCUCUCUUCAUUCUGCAAAGGGGGCAGCAGGGAGGAAAUGAGUGAAUCCAGGAGUGGCCCCCCUCCACGAGAGACCUUUCCAGCACAGGGUUUGAUCUGUGUGUAUCACAGGGGAGAUGGGAGCCAUGGAAGGUUCUUGAGCAUGACAGGGGGUGGGGUGGGCUGUGGAUUCUGCUGAUGUCAGGGCUCUUUGCCGACCUGAUCAACACUCACCCGGCUGCCCCCGCCGCCCCCUCGCCUCGGAUACGAGAGACCAGCUUCUCACUUCCUCGCCUGAUAGACUCACGGAUCUUGGAGAGUGAGCUGCUGCGGCGAAGGGUCUGGGGAGGGGCCGGGGAUACUGCUCAGUCCCCCAAGUCUAUGCAGUCCCCACACCCACCCCAGGAGCCGAAGCACAGCCCGUCCUCACCUGUUCUGCGUCACCAGCUGUGCCUGUAUUGGGGGCACCUAGGGGGAAAGAUGGGGGACAUUGAGAUGGGGACACAGAGAAGCCACCAGGAGGGAAGGCAGGGGCUAGGGGCUCACCAAGAGGGGCGGGUAGGUCCUCCUUGUGAAGGAUUUCUUUGUACAGCUCUUCCGCUUGUUGGUACUUGUUCUGUUUCAGGUAGGCUGAGGCCUGCGGAGAAGGGAGUGUCUUGGGUGAUCUUGGCUCUAGUCUGGGAACUUUUCGGACCCCAGUUCCCAACACUGCAUCCAGUCCUGCUUUUUUUUGUUGUUUGUAGAGACAGGGUCUUAGUAUGUUGCCCAGGCUGGUCUUGAACUCCUAGCCUCAAGUGAUCCUCUUGCCUUGGACUCCCAAAGUGCUGGGGUUACAGGCGUGAGCCACCACACCUGGCCCCAGUCCCACUUCCUAAUGUGCUGACCUGGCUGUAUCCCUCCCCUGCCUAAAGCCUUGCCCUGGGGCAGAGUGGGCUUGGAGCUUGGCCCUACUUCCUGCGCAGGGGAUGGAGGGCGGGCAGCCUCCUGUUUCCGCGCCUGUCUGUCCUACUUUGGGCUGGUGGCAUGGCCUCUGUGCCUGUCUUCUCACGAAAAGUGGAGCGACAGCUCCCACCUCACAGGGACUCUAAGAACUAGCAAUGUGGGGACCGGGCUAAGAGGGGAGCCGGCCACAGUGAGCUCAAUAAAUUUUGUCUGCUGCUGCCA